Messenger RNA from Acytostelium subglobosum LB1, 420 nucleotides. RefSeq lists its product as hypothetical. The coding region runs from base 1 to 420 and encodes 139 amino acids. The record is from RefSeq and is a predicted model, not a curated record. Lineage: Eukaryota; Evosea; Eumycetozoa; Acytosteliales; Acytosteliaceae. The transcript has a single exon.
AUGCUUGAGUUCAUUUGCCCUGGCGCAUCCUGGGCAGUCAACUCCACACAUAUCAUGUUGCUCCUUGAUAUGAGCAGGCAUGUUGUGCCGGGUCCUGUGAGUAUUGCAACCGCUGUGAAGGCACUUGAUAAUGUCAUUCUUCCUGCUUCUGCCGCCUCUGCCAUUGACACCUCUGUUGCCACUCUGGUUGCCCUUGCUACUGCUGUUAUCGUUGUUAUUGCUGCUGCUGUUGCUGUAGUUGUUGCUGCUGCUGCUUCCAGGAAGCCAGAAAGUAGGACGAUCUGGUUGAGCUGUGAGCAAGUUGACUGCACUACUAGACUGUUGAGAGGACUGCACAACAACAUCACCAUCAUCAUGGUCAUCACAGCAGAUAACUUCAGAAGCAACAUUGACCGCAGACAACAAUGCAUAGAGGCCUGA